AUGGACUGGGGCUGGGGGAGCCGCUGCUGCCGCCCAGGACGGCGGGACCUGCUGUGCGUGCUGGCACUGCUCGCUGGCUGUCUGCUCCCAGUGUGCCGGACGCGCGUCUACACCAACCACUGGGCAGUGAAGAUCGCUGGCGGCUUCGCAGAGGCAGAUCGCAUAGCCAGCAAGUACGGAUUCAUCAACGUAGGACAGAUUGGCGCGCUGAAGGACUACUAUCACUUCUACCAUAGUAGGACCAUUAAAAGAUCUGUUCUCUCAAGCAGAGGAACCCACAGUUUCAUUUCAAUGGAACCAAAGGUGGAGUGGAUCCAACAGCAAGUGGUGAAAAAACGAACCAAGAGGGAUUAUGACCUCAACCGUGCCCAGUCAACCUACUUCAAUGAUCCCAAGUGGCCAAGUAUGUGGUACAUGCACUGCAGUGACAACACACAUCCUUGCCAGUCAGACAUGAAUAUCGAAGGAGCCUGGAAGAGAGGCUACACGGGGAAGAACAUCGUAGUGACUAUCCUGGAUGAUGGCAUCGAGAGAACCCACCCCGAUCUGAUGCAAAACUAUGAUGCUCUGGCAAGUUGUGAUGUGAAUGGGAAUGACUUGGACCCGAUGCCUCGUUAUGAUGCAAGCAAUGAGAACAAGCAUGGGACCCGCUGUGCCGGAGAAGUGGCAGCCACUGCAAACAACUCUCACUGCACCGUUGGAAUCGCUUUCAACGCCAAGAUUGGAGGUGUGAGAAUGCUGGAUGGUGAUGUCACCGACAUGGUGGAAGCAAAGUCUGUCAGCUACAACCCACAGCAUGUGCACAUCUACAGUGCCAGCUGGGGCCCAGAUGAUGAUGGGAAGACUGUGGAUGGGCCAGCUCCCCUCACCCGGCAAGCCUUUGAGAAUGGUGUGAGAAUGGGGCGGAGAGGCCUUGGCUCUGUGUUUGUGUGGGCAUCUGGCAAUGGUGGACGGAGCAAGGACCACUGUUCUUGUGAUGGCUAUACCAACAGCAUCUAUACCAUCUCCAUCAGCAGUACGGCCGAAAGUGGAAAGAAACCUUGGUACUUGGAAGAAUGUUCAUCUACACUGGCCACAACCUACAGCAGUGGAGAAUCCUAUGAUAAAAAAAUAAUCACUACUGAUCUAAGGCAGAGAUGCACAGACAAUCACACUGGAACAUCAGCCUCAGCCCCCAUGGCUGCUGGCAUCAUUGCCCUGGCCCUGGAAGCCAAUCCGUUUCUGACCUGGAGAGACGUACAGCAUGUUAUUGUCAGGACUUCCCGUGCGGGACAUUUGAACGCUAAUGACUGGAAAACCAAUGCUGCUGGUUUUAAGGUGAGCCAUCUCUAUGGAUUUGGAUUGAUGGAUGCGGAAGCCAUGGUGAUGGAGGCAGAGAAGUGGACAACUGUUCCUCAGCAGCACGUGUGUGUGGAGAGCACGGACCGACAAAUCAAGACCAUUCGCCCGAACAGUGCAGUGCGCUCCAUCUAUAAAGCCUCAGGCUGCUCGGAUAAUCCCAACCAUCACGUCAAUUACCUGGAGCAUGUAGUUGUGCGUAUUACCAUCACACAUCCACGGAGAGGAGACCUGGCCAUCUACCUGACUUCACCCUCAGGAACCAGAUCCCAGCUUUUGGCCAACAGGCUAUUUGAUCAUUCCAUGGAAGGGUUUAAGAACUGGGAGUUCAUGACCAUUCACUGCUGGGGAGAACGGGCUGCUGGGGACUGGGUCCUUGAAGUUUACGACACUCCAUCUCAGCUGAGGAACUUCAAGACUCCAGGUAAAUUGAAAGAAUGGUCCUUAGUCCUCUAUGGCACAUCUGUGCAGCCAUACUCCCCAACCAAUGAGUUUCCCAAAGUGGAACGCUUCCGCUACAGCCGAGUGGAAGACCCCACAGAUGACUAUGGUGCUGAAGAUUAUGCAGGUCCUUGUGACCCUGAAUGCAGUGAGGUUGGAUGUGAUGGGCCAGGACCAGAUCACUGCAGUGACUGCUUACACUACUACUACAAGCUGAAAAAUAACACCAGAAUCUGUGUCUCCAGCUGCCCUCCUGGCCACUUCCAUGCGGACAAGAAGAGAUGCCGGAAGUGCGCCCCCAACUGCGAGUCCUGCUUCGGCACCCAUGGUGAUCAAUGCCUGUCCUGUAAAUAUGGCUACUUCCUGAAUGAAGAAACUAGCAGCUGUGUUACACAGUGCCCUGAUGGGUCAUACCAAGAUAUCAAGAAAAAUAUUUGCGGGAAAUGCAGCGAGAACUGUAAGGCGUGCACUGGAUUUCACAACUGUACAGAGUGCAAGGGCGGGUUAAGCCUUCAGGGAUCCCGCUGUUCUGUCACCUGCGAGGAUGGACAAUUCUUCAAUGGUCACGACUGCCAGCCCUGCCACCGAUUCUGUGCUACCUGCGCUGGGGCUGGAGCAGAUGGAUGUAUUAACUGCACUGAGGGGUAUGUCAUGGAAGAGGGAAGAUGUGUACAGAGCUGUAGUGUGAGCUACUACUUGGACCACUCUUCAGAGGGUGGAUACAAAUCCUGCAAGAGAUGUGAUAACAGCUGUUUGACAUGCAAUGGUCCAGGAUUCAAGAACUGUUCCAGCUGCCCCAGUGGGUAUCUUUUAGACUUAGGAAUGUGUCAGAUGGGAGCCAUCUGCAAGGAUGGAGAAUAUAUUGAUGAGCAAGGCCACUGCCAAACCUGCGAAGCCUCAUGUUCCAAGUGCUGGGGACCAACUCAGGAAGACUGUAUCAGCUGCCCCAUAACAAGGGUCUUCGAUGAUGGUCGCUGUGUUAUGAACUGUCCCUCAUGGAAGUUCGAAUUUAAGAAGCAAUGUCAUCCGUGCCACCACACUUGCCAAGAAUGUCAAGGAAGUGGGCCUUCCAACUGUACCUCCUGUAGAGCAGACAAGCAUGGUCAGGAGCGCUUGCUGUACCAAGGAGAGUGUCUGGAGAACUGCCCUGUGGGCCAUUAUCCUGCCAAGGGACACGCCUGCCUACCCUGCCCAGACAACUGUGAGCUUUGCUACAACUCACAUGUCUGCAGUAGAUGCAUGAGUGGCUACAUCAUCAUGUCCACAAACCACACCUGCCAGAAGCUGGAGUGCGGACAAGGUGAAUUCCAGGAUUCUGAGUAUGAAGAAUGCAUGCCUUGUGAGGAAGGAUGUCUGGGAUGCACUUUGGAUGAUCCAGGAACCUGUACCUCGUGUGCUACAGGAUAUUACAUGUUUGAGUGGCGUUGCUAUAAAGCCUGCCCUGAGAAGACCUUUGGUGAAAAAUGGGAAUGCAGAGCCUGUAGUACUAACUGUGGCAGCUGUGACCAACAUGAGUGCUACUGGUGUGAGGAGGGCUUCUUUCUCUUGGGUGGCAGCUGUGUACAGGAUUGUGGCCCUGGGUUCUAUGGAGACCAAGAGUUGGGAGAAUGCAAGUCCUGCCACCGAGCCUGUGAGACCUGUACUGGCUUGGGCUACAACCAAUGCAGCAGCUGUCAAGAAGGGUUGCAGCUGUGGCAUGGGGCAUGUAUCUGGCCCAGCCGGCCCCAGGUGGAAGACAAGGUCUGGAAUGAAGCCGUGCCCACUGAAAAGCCAUCUUUGGUGAGGAGUCUGCUGCAGGAUCGGCGAAAGUGGAAAGUUCAAAUCAAAAGAGAUGCAACGAGGCAGUAUCAACCUUGUCAUUCUUCUUGUAAAACCUGCAAUGGAUCUCUCUGCGCUUCAUGUCCAACAGGUACCUACCUGUGGCUGCAGGCCUGUGUUCCUUCCUGUCCCCAAGGCACUUGGCUGUCAGUCACCAGUGGCACCUGUGAAAAGUGUGCGGAGGACUGUGUCUCCUGCUCUGGAGCCGACCUUUGCGAACAGUGCCUGAGUCAGCCAGAUAACACUCUGCUCCUCCAUGAGGGCAGGUGCUACCACAGUUGCCCAGAGGGCUUUUACGAAAAAGAUGGUGUUUGUGAACACUGUAGCUCCCCUUGCAAAACAUGUGAAGGAAAUGCCACCAGCUGUCACUCCUGUGAAAGAGACUUCGUCCUAGACCACGGGGUGUGCUGGGAAACUUGCCCUGAAAAGCAUGUGGCCAUGGAAGGAGUCUGCAAGCCCUGUCCAGAGAGGUGCCAGGACUGCAUCCAUGAGAAAACUUGCAAAGAGUGCAUGCCUGACUUCUUUCUGUACAAUGACAUGUGCCAUCAUUCCUGUCCCAAGAACUUCUAUCCUGACAUGCGCCAGUGUGUCCCCUGUCAUAAAAACUGUCUGGAGUGCAAUGGUCCCAAGGAGGACGACUGUAAGGUCUGUGCUGAUACUUCCAAGGUUCUUCACAAUGGACUGUGUUUGGAUGAGUGCCCUGAGGGAACCUACAAAGAAGAAGAGAAUGAUGAAUGCAAAGAUUGCCCCGAGUCCUGCCUGAUCUGCUCAUCGGCUUGGACCUGCCUGGCCUGUCGGGAAGGCUUCACAGUAGUGCAUGACACCUACACAACCUGUGUGAAAAAGUGUCCAGAGGGCUACCACGCUGACAAGGAUAGCCAGCAGUGUGUGCUCUGCCACAGCUCUUGCAAGACCUGCGAAGGACCACACAGCAUGCAGUGCCUCUCCUGCCGACCUGGCUGGUUUCAACUGGGCAAGGAGUGCUUGCUGCAAUGCAGGGAUGGAUAUUACGGAGAAAGCACCAGUGGUAGGUGUGAGAAGUGUGACAAGAGCUGUAAGUCAUGCCGGGGCCCACGGCCCACAGACUGCCAGUCUUGCGAUACAUUUUUCUUUCUCCUGCGCUCCAAGGGGCAGUGUCACCGCGCCUGCCCGGAGCACUACUAUGCAGAUCAACACGCACAGACCUGUGAGAGAUGCCAUCCGACUUGUGACAAGUGCAGCGGAAAGGAGGCGUGGAACUGCUUGUCCUGUGUGUGGAGCUACCACCUUCUGAACGGAAUCUGUACCCCAGAAUGUAUUGUAGGGGAAUACAGAGAUGGAAAGGGAGAACAUUUUAACUGUAAAAAAUGCCAUGAGAGCUGCAUGGAAUGCAAGGGUCCUGGGAGCAAGAACUGCACGGGAUGCUCAGCUGGCCAGCUGCUACACAUGGAUGACAGCCGCUGUCUCCAUUGCUGCAAUGCUUCCCACUCCCACAGACUCCAGGACUGCUGUGACUGCCAGAGUUCCACAGAGGAGUGCAUCCUUCCAGCCAGCGAGGGUGAGUUCUAUGAGCACACCAAGACUGCUCUGCUGGUGACCUCAGGCGCCAUGCUGCUGCUGCUGCUGGGGGCUGCUGUGGUCGUGUGGCGGAAGUCCCGAAGCCGACCUGUGGCGAAGGGACGCUACGAAAAGCUGGCAGAACCCACCGUGUCAUACUCCUCCUACAGGAGCAGCUAUCUUGAUGAGGACCAGGUGAUUGAGUAUAGGGACCGGGACUACGAUGAAGAUGAUGAGGAUGACAUAGUCUAUAUGGGCCAAGAUGGCACUGUCUACCGGAAGUUCAAGUACGGGCUGCUGGAUGAGACGGAAGAUGAUGAGUUGGAGUACGAUGAUGAGAGCUACUCUUACCAAUAAACAGAGCCUUCCUCCCACCUCAAACUUCCACAACCCACCCUCACCCCCUGCCUGCCACCCCCAGCCUCCCAUCCCUUCCUGGUCCCCAGGCCUCUCAACCCUGCUGAGAGCUACCAAUACAUAGGCUGAGGUCCUCGUGUUUGUUUUGUCCUUAUUUUACAUCCAACCUGAAUAUGCAGGGAUGCUGGAGUCUGCUGUGCUGCUUUUGAUUAGCUGAGUGCAAUGAACAUAUCCCGCUAGAGGAGAAUUCGAAGGCAUUUUCCCUGAGGGUAUGUUAAGACAUUAAAUGCAGGAGACAAAAAGAAAUGAGAUCUGUUGAACAUUCUAAUGUGAUUUUUUUAAAGUGGAUGGAGAAGACCUGUAAGGAUUCUGCUUUCAAACUGUGCUUGGAGACUCACCCGCACAACUGCUACCUUCUAGAAUUCUGAUAUUUUAAAUAUAGGGGAGAUGGAGUAUCCCGCAGAGUUGUUGGGGCUGGGGUGGGAGAUCUCUCCCCUUUCAAUUGUGUUUUUUAAAAAGUCUGUAAAGACCAAGAAAAGGGACUUGUAGUUUCUUUAACAGUACUCCUGAAGAGCAACCAUCUCUCCCCUGACUGCUUAGGAGCCAUGAAAAAUGAAAGGACUAGCAGCCUCACAGCUGACUGACCACAUGCUCACUGAGCCACAGCUCCUUUACAGAAACCCAGAACCAUAAUGAUCCAAGAACAGAGAAAGUUCCAAUGGAGGGAAGGCAGCACCAGGGCCAGAAGGAAGAAAAUUGUUUCCAAGACUCUCACCCCUGUGAUUUUUCUAAGAGCCUCAUUGGUAGGAAAUAAUAAAAGAAAAAAGUGUUAAUAGUAACCUAACACAGAAGACAAAAAUUUCACUCACUCUCAAAAAUUAAAUAAAGACUUUAGCUGCUAAAUCAGA
This is a messenger RNA of Grammomys surdaster, 6398 nucleotides long. RefSeq names its product proprotein convertase subtilisin/kexin type 5 (gene Pcsk5). The record is from RefSeq and is a predicted model, not a curated record. Gene Ontology annotation, cellular component: trans-Golgi network; Golgi membrane. NCBI's taxonomy places the organism in Eukaryota, Metazoa, Chordata, Mammalia, Rodentia, Muridae. Gene Ontology annotation, biological process: peptide hormone processing. Gene Ontology annotation, molecular function: serine-type endopeptidase activity. The coding region runs from base 1 to 5490 and encodes 1829 amino acids. The transcript has 38 exons.